AUGGCCAAUUUCACAAAAAUAAUUUUAAAUGCCAAUAUUCGUAUGCUUUUUUAUUAUGGUGAUUUAGAUGUUGUUUGUAACUUUUUGCUUGGACAACGCUUUACUGAACAACUUGGAUAUAAAGUAAAAAAUGCAAAAUAUCCAUGGAUUGUAAAUGGACAGAUUGGUGGAUUUGCGACAGAAUAUGUAAAUGGACUAACUUUCACGACAGUUAGAGGAGCUGGACACAUGGUUCCCCAAUCCAAACCUCAAGAAUCCUUGUAUAUGUUUAAACAAUUUUUGGAUAAUAAACCUCUUUAA
Messenger RNA from Meloidogyne enterolobii, 300 nucleotides. NCBI's taxonomy places the organism in Eukaryota, Metazoa, Nematoda, Chromadorea, Rhabditida, Meloidogynidae. The record is from the annotation of a GenBank genome assembly.